Molecule: messenger RNA, 622 nt
Organism: Acanthaster planci (crown-of-thorns starfish)
Lineage: Eukaryota; Metazoa; Echinodermata; Asteroidea; Valvatida; Acanthasteridae
Biological process (GO): G protein-coupled receptor signaling pathway
Cellular component (GO): extracellular region; bursicon neuropeptide hormone complex
Molecular function (GO): neuropeptide hormone activity; G protein-coupled receptor binding
Source: RefSeq, a predicted model, not a curated record
AGUCAUGGGUGCGCCGGUCAGAAACACCACCUGAAUUAGAAUUUAAGAACAUUCUGAAAGGGACAGAACAAGGGGAAAGCUACCUUGGUGGGACAGUGUCGGUAGGAAAGUGAAUUUCGUUGGUUUGAAGCCAACUUGAUUUUAAAAUCAAGAUCCCUCGAAACGACAGAAUAGCAUCCCUGCUUGUUUCUGGACAUGGAAUGUGCUGGGUACUUCCUCUGUCUGCUCGUCCUACAAUGCCUCGUCCCCAGUACCCGCUCCUACCAACCGGGGGACUGCAACCUGUCGUUCCAGAGCAUCGAAAUACAGAAAGACGUGGUGCUGGCCAGCGGGCAGGUAGCGGUGUGCUUCGGCACGGCCACGGCGUCUUCCUGCCAUGGAGCCUGUCCUUCCUUCACUGCAUCGUCCAUCUACAAUCCGGCAGGAUUGACCAAGAAAUGCACCUGUUGUCGAGAGAAAGAGAUGAUAACACAGUCGGUCAUCCUAUCACCGUGCUUCGAUCCCAACAACGGCGAACAGAUUGUUGGUGAAUAUUUCAUGGACGAAUUUCAGCAACCGUCAGGCUGCGAAUGUCAACCGUGCACUCUUUGAGAUGGAGUCCACUUGAAGUACAUUUUGCCAG